UCCUGCCCCCUGGUCUCUCUAAAAGUGACUUGGCAUCAUUUGGCAACAAAAAAAAAUAUAGUUAAAAACAUUGUUUCGUCGUCUUUUGGUUAAUUUAAAAACAGAAAAUGUCUGCACCCGACAAGGAAAAGGAGAAAGAGAAGGAGGAGACCAACAACAAGGGCGAGGACCUGGGUCUGCUCGAGGAGGACGAUGAGUUCGAGGAGUUUCCCGCCGAAGAUUUCCGCGUUGGCGACGACGAGGAGGAGCUGAACGUGUGGGAGGACAACUGGGACGACGACAACGUGGAGGACGACUUCAGCCAGCAGCUGAAGGCGCAUCUGGAGAGCAAGAAGAUGGAGACGUAAACCGGCGGCGGCGGCGGCCCCAAUUGUUCGAUCCUAACCAUAAAAACGAGCUGAGCUGUUUUGCAGUUUAUAUAGAAUAAAAUCAGUAUAUUAAGUGGAA
Messenger RNA from Drosophila takahashii, 447 nucleotides. It is a transcript of the gene Sem1, whose product is annotated as Suppressor of exocyst mutations 1. Gene Ontology annotation, cellular component: proteasome complex; proteasome regulatory particle, lid subcomplex. Lineage: Eukaryota; Metazoa; Arthropoda; Insecta; Diptera; Drosophilidae. The record is from RefSeq and is a predicted model, not a curated record. Gene Ontology annotation, biological process: mRNA export from nucleus; double-strand break repair via homologous recombination; proteasome assembly.